AUGGCAGAUCCUCGCCAUCAUAUUGAUGUAAACCUGUCAGAUACGAUUAGUAACUUACUUGAGGGGUUUCUACAAUCACGGAAAAAACACCGCGGUGUAAUAGUGUGGUCACCACCACGGGAUGCCAGUGGAUUGGAAAGCAAGGAGGGAUUUGGGAACAAGUGGAAAUGGUUAAAGACUAGCUGUGAGGACAUGCCGGUGGCUACGAAUUAUUGGAGAACGAAAAGAGGAGAAGAGCCUCUUGUCUUUUAG
Messenger RNA from Talaromyces stipitatus ATCC 10500, 252 nucleotides. RefSeq lists its product as uncharacterized. The record is from RefSeq and is a predicted model, not a curated record. Lineage: Eukaryota; Fungi; Ascomycota; Eurotiomycetes; Eurotiales; Trichocomaceae. The transcript is spliced from 2 exons. Bases 1 to 252 code for a protein of 83 amino acids.